Messenger RNA from Chelonus insularis, 666 nucleotides. Its product is annotated as poly [ADP-ribose] polymerase tankyrase-2-like. The coding region runs from base 1 to 666 and encodes 221 amino acids. Lineage: Eukaryota; Metazoa; Arthropoda; Insecta; Hymenoptera; Braconidae. The transcript is spliced from 3 exons. The record is from RefSeq and is a predicted model, not a curated record. Gene Ontology annotation, molecular function: protein binding.
AUGUAUCGCCAAUACCAAGAAAGUAUUACUCAACUUCAUCUAGCAAUUGAAUUUGGCUUGAAGAGAAAAGCAUAUAAUUUGAUAAUGAGUGGAAUUGAUGUUAAUUCUAAUCUCGGAGGCAAUACUCCUCUUCAUAGGGCAGUUAUUCACUUACACGCCGCACAGUUGGAUAUCGUAAAAAUGCUGAUUAAUAAAGGAGCUGAUUUACAUGCUAGGAAUAAGGAUAAUUAUACGCCGCUCGACAUAGCAAUUCAGGGUGACAAAACAAAAUUCGCCAUACAGCUUAUCAGACAUGGAGCUCUUGAUGGAGAAGAUUUAAACCCAUUGCUUCUUGAGGCUAUUCUCAAAGCUGUUUUUUCUAAAAAAUGUUGGAGCAUUAUCAAAACCAUAAUACCUUUUUGCAGUUUUUCAAAACCAUCUGAUCUAUAUAUUCCUGAAGAAUUAGUAAGAAAGUCUGAUUUACAAUCUAAAAGGAGUAUUGCAUUGUUGUUGAAAUGGAACUUUACUGUACAUCCAAAUAGUCAUCAUGAUGAAGAUUUUGUUUAUGGAGCAGUCAAAAAUGGAUACCUAUCAAUUGUCUUGCAACUUUUGAAUUCUGGAAUCAAUGUUAACAUGAUGAAUUCAAAACACAUGGUGCAGAUAUUACUCGUACGAAUCGUUGUUUAG